Messenger RNA from Myripristis murdjan (pinecone soldierfish), 3073 nucleotides. It is a transcript of the gene nom1, whose product is annotated as nucleolar protein with MIF4G domain 1. Gene Ontology annotation, biological process: ribosomal small subunit biogenesis. The record is from RefSeq and is a predicted model, not a curated record. Gene Ontology annotation, molecular function: RNA binding; protein binding. The transcript has 11 exons. Lineage: Eukaryota; Metazoa; Chordata; Actinopteri; Holocentriformes; Holocentridae. Gene Ontology annotation, cellular component: nucleolus. Bases 1 to 2526 code for a protein of 841 amino acids.
AUGAAGGGUCAAGGAAAGUGGAAGAGCACCAAAAGGAAAAAGGACAGUGGAAAAUUGCAGAAGUACAGGUUGUCAGUGGAUGACUUCGUUCAAAGCAACGGUGGCUGUGAUGCAGGGGAGGAUGAGCGUGGGCUGAGGUUUGUCAAAAAGAAAAGCAGAAAAGAGUUGCGUAAAGAAAAGCGACAUCUGAAAAAGGCAAAAAUGAAACGUCACUAUGAGGGCAAAAAGAAUCUCGAUUUACUCCACGGUGCUGGUGAAAACUCGGGAGUACCAGCUGAUAAACCACAGCAACAGAGGAGGAAGGUGAAGGAUGAAGCAAAAAGAGAACAGACGAAAACAAAGCAAAGCAAAGUUGCUCCAGAGAAAUCAGAGAAUCCUAAAACACAGCCAGCUUCCAAGAAAGGAAAGAAAACAACUAAGCUCCAAGAAACUAGAAAAAUGGCUCUUUUGGAGGCAAACGAAGCAGAAGACAGAGAAAUAAAAAAGCUAGAGCGGUGCCUGGGGUUAAACAAAAGGAAAAACAAGAAGACUCUACCGCAGUCUUUUGCAGCGGAUGGGCUCGAUUACAUCCUCGGUGUGCUUGACUCGGGGUCGUCAGCUGUGGGAGUGUAUGACAGUGAUGAUGACAUGGACACGGCCAAAGAGAACUUAAAGAGGCUUGACAGAAGCGACACUCAAAUGUCGGGUGAAGAGGAGGAAUCAGGCGAUGAGUUUGCAAAUGAAAGUGGUGAUGAAGACCUGGGUUUAACAGAUGAGGAAAAUGAGGUUGAUGAGGAUGAUGAGGGUGAGGAUGAUGACGAAAUGGUUGAUGAUGAGGAAGAGGGAAUGGAGGAGGACGAGGAUGAGCUGGAUGAGAGUGAUGCAGCAGACUCGGGUGAUGAAAGUGAAGGAGGAGCAGAAUCACAAACAGACGCUGGCAACUCAAAGAGCGAGACUGUCACAUCUACUACAGGCAAGUAUGUGCCGCCACACCUGCGUGCCACUGGAGAUGAUAAACGCAAAGCCGAGCUUGAAAAGCUGAAGAGGAAUGUGAAAGGCCUGGUGAACAGGCUGAGCGAGCCCAACAUGGCGUUCAUCACGGGUCAGCUAGAGGAUCUGUACAUGAGCACCAGCAGGAAGGACAUGAACGACACCCUGACAGAGCUGCUCCUAGCCGCCUGCGUCACCCCGACCCUGAUGCCUGACAGGCUACUGAUGGAGCACGUCCUGCUGGUCAGCAUCCUCCAUCAUGCAGUGGGACUGGAGGUUGGAGCCCAUUUCCUGGAAACUGUUGUGCGAAGGUUUGCCGAGGUGUACAAGAACCCAGGGGAGAGCAAAGAGUGUGACAACCUGGUGGCCAUUGUGGCUCACCUUUAUAACUUCCAGGUGGUGCAUUCCCUCCUCAUCUUUGACAUCCUAAAGCUGAUGGUGGCAGCUUUUACAGAAAAGGACAUCGAGAUGGUUUUGUUUGUGCUGAGGAAUGUUGGCUUCGGCCUGCGGAAAGACGACGCUCUGGCUCUCAAGGAGCUCAUUUCUGACGCCCAGCGCAAAGCCAAUGAAGUGGGAUCACAGUUUAAGGAUCAAACCAGGGUGCGUUUCAUGUUGGAAACCAUGCUGGCUUUGAAAAAUAAUGAUAUGCGGAAGAUUCCAGGCUAUGAUCCAGAGCCCGUGGAGAGACUGAGGAAGCUGCAAAGAACUCUGAUCCACCAGAGUGCGGGAGGAAGUGACUUGAAACUGAGGGUCUCUCUGGAGAAUCUGCUGGCAGCGGAUCAGGUGGGCCGCUGGUGGAUCGUCGGCUCCUCCUGGAGCGGAGCGCCCAUGAUCAGCAACCAAGAGAACACGACCUCACAACAGAGCACCACUGAGGGAAAGUUCAGUGCUAAAGUGUUGGACCUGGCCAGGAAACAGAGGAUGAACACAGAGGUCAGGAGAAACAUCUUCUGUGUGAUUAUGACCAGCGAGGACUACCUGGACGCCUUUGAGAAGCUCUUAAGGAUGGGCCUGAAGGACCAGCAGGAGAGAGAGAUUGUCCAUGUUCUGAUGGACUGCUGUCUGCAGGAGAAAACCUUCAAUCCUUUCUACGCUGUCCUGGGAGAGAAAUUCUGCUCCCACGAUCGCCGCUUCCAGAUGACGUUCCAGUUCAGCCUGUGGGACAAGUUCAAGGAACUGUCAACUCUUCCCAGCAGCACCUUCAGCAACCUGGUGCAGCUUGUUACCCGCUUCCUCCAGAGGAAGUGCCACUCUCUCUCCAUACUCAAAGUAAUAGAGUUUGGGGAACUGGAUAAGCCCAAGGUGCGUUUCUUGCGCCAGGUGCUGACCAAACUACUAAAGGAAACCGAGCCCGAGGACUUAGCCAGCAUAUUUGGAAGGAUUUCAGGAAUUCCCAAGCUAGGAAUGCUGAGGGAGGGCUUGAAGCUUUUCAUCAGCCACUUCCUGCUGAAGAAUGCCCAGGCGCAGGGAGCAGCUGAGCAAGCAGCGCUGCUGUCCGAGCGCGCCCAGGUCGCCACCAGAGCCAUGGAGGCCAAAGAGGCCAAGCUCAAACUGUAAAAAAAAAACACACACACUCACACCCCAGAAGAAAUACUAUGAAACAAAACUGUGGAACAAGAGAAGGCUUGUUGGAGUGAAAUGACUGUGAAUACAAAGAACACAAGUCUACUGUUUACUUGGAGAAGAAAAAAAUGUUUUGAACGUCAUUGAUACAUUUGUUAUGGAGAUUUUCAAAUCUGGAAGAUCGCACAGAUGCCUUCAAAGAAAUACCAGACUCAUCACUAUGUAUAUUAUUUUAUAUUUAGAUGAGGUUAAAUGCAAUGCAUAUUGGUGCAAGGGUUUCAUUAUUGUGUAAUAAUAAUUAAUGACAAAAUCGGUAAGACAGUUUAAUGACAGUGAUAAUUCUGUUUCAAAUAUGCCAAAUACAUCUGCCAUGCUGGUAUUUGUAUAUUUGUACAUUUUUCAGGGAUCAAAUGCUGAAAAGUAUUGUACAUGUAUCAUAAAAAGGCUUUAACUGUAACAAAUAAAUGACACAUUUUUUCAGUAUUGAAGUUGUUGUCAUAAAGGCAGCAAUAAAUCUCAGACUUUUUGCCUAGUCAUUUGA